Messenger RNA from Histoplasma mississippiense, 825 nucleotides. RefSeq lists its product with no specific name. The record is from RefSeq and is a predicted model, not a curated record. The transcript is spliced from 2 exons. Lineage: Eukaryota; Fungi; Ascomycota; Eurotiomycetes; Onygenales; Ajellomycetaceae. Bases 1 to 825 code for a protein of 274 amino acids.
AUGGCCAGCAGAGUUCUACCAUCGACACAACCUGUGGCUUCGAUAGAGACUCUCCCCAAUGAGCUUCUCGAUCAGGUCCUCUCCUACCUCUCACCAGGGCCUCCUCCGUCUUCCAGGAAGCUCCGUCAGGUACCAGUGCACAGCAUCACAUCAUCCACGGCUCUGGAUCUGAAAAAUGUCUCGCGAGCCUCGCCCCGUUUUCGAGCCCUAACGCGGCCUCUCCUCUUCGCCCACACCCGCCACGAGCUGCGGGAUCAGGAUCGCUUCCUCGACUUCCUCCGCGAACAUGAGCUUGCUCCAUAUGUGCAAUCAGUCGUUGUUUCUGUGCGAUCGAUAUUCCCCAGCAGCGAGAAACCGCUGUGGUGGGUGCGGUUGCUGGGAGAGGUCGACCCUCACCAUCUCACCGUCAUUGCGCCACCAUAUAUGUUUGCACAUAUGGCACUCCGCCAUUUAGACGGCGUGCAUUCCUGGGCUUUCGAGUUGCCACUUCAAACAAUACAGUUCCAUCGGCCGGCUCAGCGGCCUAUCCCCCUUCCAAACCAUGGAUCGGAUGACACGCUCUUCAGCGCUCGACCGUGGACGGAAAUCCUGUUCAACGAAGGUUCUUCUUUGAGAGCAUACAGCAACUACGAGUACUAUCUUCUCCGCGUCCCCUCAAUUAUGGAUCACUGGGGCUCUGUCGACCCUCUCCAAUCCAAAGAACUGCCCUACCCCGUCGCUGCCAUUUCGCGCCUGACAUCCUUCCAUUAUAUCGCCGUUUUCCCUUUCUACAACCACACGAAUUUGGUCCUCAAGAUAUCUGGGCGUCCAGGGGAAGUUGGUUGA